Molecule: messenger RNA, 895 nt
Organism: Condylura cristata (star-nosed mole)
Lineage: Eukaryota; Metazoa; Chordata; Mammalia; Eulipotyphla; Talpidae
Gene: SELENOH
Product: chromosome unknown open reading frame, human C11orf31
Exons: 3
Cellular component (GO): Golgi apparatus
Source: RefSeq, a predicted model, not a curated record
CGCGUGUACGGGCGCCACGCCGCCGCCCUGGGCGAGGCGCUGCGCCAGGAGGCCCCCGAGCUGCCCGUGAGGGUGAACCCGGCCAAGCCCCGUCGGGGCAGCUUCGAGGUGACGCUGCUGCGUCCGGACGGCAGCAGUGCGGAGCUCUGGACCGGGAUCAAGAAGGGGCCCCCGCGCAAACUCAAGUUCCCUGAGCCUCUCGAGGUGGUGGAGCAGCUCAGGAAGCACCUUCCUUAGGGCUGGGGCAGAAGCGCAUCUUAGCCGAGCCUUCUGUCCUGGUGACUUGGAGCAUUCAUGAUGGGACAUGACCAAACUUCAGUCAUGUUCCUGAAGCCAUGGCUUCUCCAGAAACGAAGGUUCAGUAGUGAGGCAUUGGAGAGUUCUUAGAUUUGGUUUGUUUAAUAAAAGUUAAAAGUGUUCGAUGUAAAAUAUUUGAGUAACUAAAGUUAAUGUUAAGAGAUGGACAAAGCUGGCCUUAGGGAAUUAGUCGCGCCUUUCAUUUACCUGGAACUCUGGUAAAGGAUGAUGUGAAAUAUUUAUUUUUUAAAAAUGGGGGGGGGUGUAAUUUAUUUUUAUAAAAGAAACAUUUUUCCAUCUCACUUCUUGGAAGUGAAGGAGGUGGAGGCUCUGGCUGGACUUCCCACACUCCGUAGUGAACGAGGCCCACGCAUUAGCUACUGGGUAGAAUCCCGUGACUCGCCCGCCACUGAGUGUUCUGUCCCAACACUUUCACACUUUGUUCUGGGAAGUACAUGGAAUCCCCUGCCACAGAGGGUGGUUUAUCAAUCAUUCCUGGAUUAGCAGAGACGAAGUAACACAUAACCUGGGACUCUGGCCUUGGCCCUCUGCAGUUGGGGGGUGGCCACAAUUAAUAUAUUGUCUCACCACUAACUGG